This is a messenger RNA of Danio aesculapii, 2132 nucleotides long. RefSeq lists its product as uncharacterized. The coding region runs from base 160 to 972 and encodes 270 amino acids. NCBI's taxonomy places the organism in Eukaryota, Metazoa, Chordata, Actinopteri, Cypriniformes, Danionidae. The transcript is spliced from 7 exons. The record is from RefSeq and is a predicted model, not a curated record. Gene Ontology annotation, cellular component: membrane.
GUUAAGAGUUCCAGAGGCCAUUUUUUUCUGUUGGAUAUUGGAAUUACUUCUUUAUUUUUUACAUUUGAUUCAUGUUUUAUUAUUUAUGUGUAUCUUAUAUUAAUCCAUAUGCGUGAAAUAUUUUUAUUUAUUUAGUUUCUUUGCUCAGUAUUGACAGUGAUGUUGUGUCUGGUCACAGUAUUCAUCCUCACGGUUUAUGGAAUCCACUGUUGUGUGGACACCGGUCCAGAUCAGAGUGUUAAUGUUGGGACAGAUGUCUACUUGUCAUGUAAUUUUUCAAAAUGUCAAGGACCUCUGGACGUCAUGUCUCUCAGUGUGGAGUGGGAAUUCCAGAGUAACUCAUCUUUGUCAAAAAUAGUCCUCUACUACAUCAAAAAUCAAACUGCACCAGCUUCUGGUGUAUUUUUUCAAGGAGAUGUUGAAUUGAGGAAUUUUAAUAUACUUCUACCAUCUGUGACCCAUGAGAACAAUGGAACUUACUUGUGCAGAUUGCGUCUUAAUGGCAUUUUUCACAGAAACCAAACACACCUUUAUAUCCGAUCAGCUCAGAGCAGGAGAAACAGUCCAGAAGUGACUGAUCUUCAGGCUCUUCAGACUCUUCCUCACUGGCUUCUGCCUGUGCUCUCGGUGACUGCGGUUGUGGUGCUAACUUCUACUGUUGUUUUGGGAAGAAAGCUUUGCAGAUCAAUCCAGAAAGCAGAUGACUCAAAGCAAAAUAUGGAAGAGGUUAAAACCAGCAGUGAUACCAAAGACAUGAGGAUCACUUACAAGGUGGGAUGCAGCUCUAUACCUGUACUAACAGAUGUAGGCAAUCCACCUAGCAGUCCAGACAACAUCUAUGUCACCAUGCAUGGUUUCCCCUUUCCUCCUGUUGCAGCCAGACACAGCAGACGUCUUCCUUCUGACUGGCAGUCAGAGAUUGAAGAACCCGUAUCCUGUAUACCUGCUGCCAUCGAGAUCAAGAAAAACUGAUCAUGCCGCUUGGUUCAAAACGUACAAAAUGGGACACAAACAGAAUGAUUUAUUAUUUAAAUAGAUGAGAGUAUAAAAUAUUUAAACUGUCAGGUAGCUUAAAACAAAGUGCCCGAGGCAUUUUUUGUUUAAUUUCUUUUCCCUUUUAUUAUUAUUCAGCAAAGUAUAAUUAUCCCACAUGUUUGCUUGAAUCGUAAAAGCAAGAAUCAUUUACUGUCAUUUCAAAAAAACUUAAAGUUCAAGGAAACUUCACCCAAAAAUUCAAAUUCUGUCAUCAUUUAUCCCCUUUACUUGCUUCAAAACCUUGUGAAUUUAUUUUAUGUGAAGAUAUUUAGAAAAAUGUUGUAAACCUGUAACCAUUGACUUCCUUUGUACUUGUUCUUCCUACUAUAAAAGUCAAUAAUUACAGGUUUUCAGCUUUCUCCCAAAAUAUCUUCUUUUGUGUUCAACAGAAAAAAAGAGAAUCAUAAAUGUUUGCAACCAUUUGAGGUAGUGAACAGGGAGUAAAUUUAGUGCAUUUGGGUGAACUAUCCCUUUAAGCAGAGAUGCCCAAACUAGGGCCCGUGGGGCAAAGAAGGAAAAAUGAAAGGAAAAAAAAAGGAAAAUGAUUGGGAUGUGUUGGGCAAUGACUUUAACAGAAAUUGUCAUUUCUAUUUUAAUGUAAACUUUUGUUUGUUUUAUUGUUGAGCUACAAAAAAAGCAAACUGAAAAUAAAUGUUUUAAUUAAAUGUUGUACAUGAAUCAGAUUUUGUAAAAAGUACAUACAGUGCUGUCACUUAAUGAAUAAGGGACAAAGCAGAAGACAUCAGCGUGCAAAUUAGGCAAAGGCAGGUUCAGCAUGACUAGUGUUUUUGGCAUUGAACUCAAUUGUUUGGAUCUUUAAAUGUUCAUUUUAAUGGUUUUGUUGUAAAAAGGUUGUUAAAAUAAUAUACAUUUUCAAAAAAAAAAAAUAGAAUGCAUUAGUAAAUAGGGUUGAAGCUAUUUUUUUCUAUUUAUUUAUAAAUAUUAUGAAAAGAAUUAGGAAAUUAGCUAUGGCAACUAUAAUGCAAUAGCUAUAUUUACUUUCGGCCAACAGCUCUCAGUCGAGGUUGGAUUUUGACCAUUCAUAAGAAAAGGCAUGGGCACCCCUGCUUUUAAGGAUCACACUGCAGUUCCGAAAU